UAAAUCAAUCGACAAUGUUAGAUAUGAGGCAGUAGAAUCCGACACCUCUUAUAUGUUGGCUCUAUCUGACGAGACAGUAACAACUAGUCAUUCUGAGUAUGCUGACAAAUACGCAGUAAAAGUUGCUAACGCGAUAGUUAAUCCUGACAUAUGUUCUAUGGAAUUAAGACAAGCGGCAACUGGAGCGAGGGUGGGUGGUCUUGGAUUGUUAGCUCUUGGUGCCUUAGCAGCACCAUUUAGUUUCGGUGGUAGCCUUGCUUUGACUGGUGCUGUGGCUGCAGCAAUGGGAACAGAAGCCGAGGGAAACAUUAUAGAACGUGGAGCACGGAAAGUGGCCGAAAAUGUAUGCAAGUGGAGUAGCGAAGUCUAUGAGGAAAAAUUCGCAAGACAACAAGAACAAACAAUAUUUCCAGAAUCUAUUAUUAAUCUUCAAUCGAUUGGGGAGAAUAAUAGAAAUAGGGACGGCUCCUCGGAAAUUGUUGCGCGGUCUGGCGAAGAAUUAUUUAGAACGCCAGAAAUAAGAAUUGCGGCCCAAGAGAUGGGAAAUCUUGCACAACGGAACGGAGGAGAAUUUGAAUGUAGAAUAGAGGAAAGAAGC
This is a messenger RNA of Racocetra persica, 598 nucleotides long. The record is from the annotation of a GenBank genome assembly. Lineage: Eukaryota; Fungi; Glomeromycota; Glomeromycetes; Diversisporales; Gigasporaceae.